This is a messenger RNA of Moneuplotes crassus, 318 nucleotides long. Lineage: Eukaryota; Ciliophora; Spirotrichea; Euplotida; Euplotidae. The record is from the annotation of a GenBank genome assembly.
UUAAAUAAAAGGUAAAAUGAAUAUGCUUGAGAGUAUGCUGGUGCUUCUAAGGAUCACGCACUCGACUAUAAUGACUUUGAAAAGUUUCCAAGACCAGGAAGAACUGAAUCCUAUGAAGGAGAGUAUCAAGAUCAAACAGGUGAUAGUAAAACUGCUCUACACAAUCUUCAGAUGGAUAAAAUGGAUAUGCUCAAAGCCGGAAUACCUCCUUGACUUGAGUAUAAUAACAUUCUGGGGGUCAAAAUUGGCCGAUCUUGUCUUCUAAAUACCUCUUUUCUCUAGUAUCAAAAUCUCCUAAAUCUUAUUUGUACCUAAUGU